AACAUCUCAAUUUGUAAUUGGUAGUAUAUUUAUCGAAUUGAGUCACUUGAGUGGUGCUUUAAUGCUAUGAUUGGAUGAGUGGAAAUGAAGGGAAAGUAAAGGGAGAGAAAUGGAGGGAGGUGUUUCCUUCAUUUCGACCGACAUAGUGUAUAAACAAGGCUACAUCGCAUCCCAUCGACAGCACUGUAAAGGUUUCAAAAUAAACGAACCGAUUCCGCGUUGUGAAAAAACCAUUUUGAUUUAGUUUUCAAGUCAAAGAAGCACCAGUGGCUAAACUCUUUCUACAAGGUAAUGAAACAAUGUGUAGAAGAACCUUUCUGGGUGGUACAUUAUUCAAUUCUGUGCAUGUUUGAACUAUAUACUCUGUACAAAUAGUUUAUUUUUGAGUUAAUUCAACAAAUGAUUAGUGCAAAUUACAGCUUCUGGAAGGUGAGACACCGUAUGGAAAUGCUAAAUAGUUUGAGGCUCUAAGCUGCAAUGAAUUUGUAUGCCUAGAUCUUAAAGAUGUAGAACCUCUAAUCUGAAAGGUGUACAGAUUCUUUGAGGCUGGGGAAGAUAUGAUUAUGAUCGAUGCUCAGGAUGUUUCCCAGUGAGCUAAAUCUUUAAGAACUGCGUCAUCGCAAAAAUUAUCAGUUGGAUAGGAGUUGAGAAGACGACUAUUAGACAUGUAUGAAGCAGCAGAUACUAGAACAACUGAUUGGUUCAUCAGCCAAUUUGGUCCUAAGGGCAUGAUCCUAAAACCUUGAUCCCAAGAAAUGUGCCAGCCUAGGAAUAAAGUUUUUUCAUAUGGCAACUUGCAGAGUUACAGUUGCAAAUACCAUCUUGGCGUAGAAAUAUGAGUGCUAUAAUUAUUCUCCAUAUAAGACUCAAAAUGAGGGAGACAGUAAAACAGAGCAUCAGAAAACAGAAGAUAGAGAGAAUGUCAGCUGUUUGGAUAGCAGUAAAGAAUUCAUUUCAUUGCAAGUCAAACCCAUCAGAAGUAUAUGAACCUAAACCCCCAAAAAAGAGCAAUCCUAAGUCAAGAGUAGUUGUUUCGUCAUCAUCAUUCUCAGCAUCUUCAUGUAAAUCAACCUUCAAAGAUGUAGUUCAUGGUAGAAGCAAGAGGUUACAACGAAUAAACUCAUCAAGUCGGAGUCCAUUGUCUAUAAGAAGCAACGAUUUGAUCAACCCCGUUACACAUUAUGUUAGUUUAACAAAUUCUGAGUUAAAGAUUACAAAAAAUCUUCAUCUUUUUCGUGGUUCCCCCAAGUGUUACCUUGCUUCCCCUGUCCCACAACUGAGGUUGAAGAAUUCAUGUAAGGGGCUUGAACCUCUUUCAAAUAAUCCUAAUGAUCCCGAGUCCGACCAUGUUUUUGGGUCUUCGUUGCAUUAUCGAAGGUCGUUGCAGAUCGAGAAAGAUGCCGGUGGGAAAUUCAGGAAGGCUUGUCAUAAAUGUGGUGAGCCAUUAGCUAGGCAAGAUGUUGAAGAACAUUAUCUUUCUAAACAUUCAGUGACUGAAGUUCUUGAAGGAGAUUCAUCUAGGAAAGUCAUAGAAAUGAUCUUCAAGGCAGGGUGGACUAACUUCGAAAAUCGAGGCCGUAUAGAAAGGAUUUUGAAAGUCCACAACACACAAACAAAGCUGGCACAAUUCGAAGACUAUCGAGAAAUGGUCAAAAUCCGAGCCAACAAGCUACAACAUGCCCAAAAGCAUCCCCGGCUUUUAGCUGAUGGAAACGAACUCCUUAGGUUCUAUGGUACAACAAUUGCUUGCUCUUUAGGCAAAAAAGGGACCUCCAGUCUCUGUACUUUACAAAAAUGUAAUGUUUGUUACAUUUUAAGACAUGGGUUCUCAACUCAAGAUGGGAUAAACCAUAGUGUUUUGGGAACUUUUACUUCUUUGACGAGUGAGAUAGCCUAUAGAAGCAUAGAGAUUGGUGUCGACGAAAAAGGAAGUCAUACCAAGGCCUUGAAGAAGGCACUGAUCGUGUGCAGGGUGAUUGCAGGGAGAGUUCAUAGGCCUAUAGUAGAUAACAUUCAAGAGUUUUUGGGUAGUAAAAGACCAGGGUUUGAUUCUUUAGCUGGGAAAUUGGGACCAAAUAAUUCCCAUGUCGAGGAGCUUUUUUUGUUUAAGUCAAAAGCAUUGCUCCCUUGUUUUGUCAUUGUUUGCAAGCCUGGAAAAGAGAUGUUAUACUGAAAUUUAAGGAGGAAACAAACUUUUUGUCUUUUUAGAAUGUUUUUCCGAAAAAUAGAGAUGUCAAUUGUCAACUAGUUUUGUUAAUAAAAUUAUGUGAUAUCGAUUCAUAAAAUAUAGAAAAAGAAUGAA
Amaranthus tricolor (Joseph's coat) is the source of this 2302-nucleotide messenger RNA. RefSeq lists its product as uncharacterized. The record is from RefSeq and is a predicted model, not a curated record. The transcript has 4 exons. Lineage: Eukaryota; Viridiplantae; Streptophyta; Magnoliopsida; Caryophyllales; Amaranthaceae. Bases 836 to 2173 code for a protein of 445 amino acids.